Messenger RNA from Leishmania major strain Friedlin, 459 nucleotides. RefSeq names its product putative ubiquitin-conjugating enzyme e2. Lineage: Eukaryota; Euglenozoa; Kinetoplastea; Trypanosomatida; Trypanosomatidae. The transcript has a single exon. Gene Ontology annotation, molecular function: SUMO conjugating enzyme activity. Gene Ontology annotation, biological process: protein sumoylation. Gene Ontology annotation, cellular component: nucleus. The record is from RefSeq and is a predicted model, not a curated record. Bases 1 to 459 code for a protein of 152 amino acids.
AUGACUGUCUCUCCCUCGAGUGCGACGUCCGGGGCGGGCGCUACUGCGGCGAGGGACUCCGCCGCCGCCGCCCUACCGGCUGGGCUGGACCUGCUUCACUGGGAGGCGGGCAUCCCCGGGAAGCCCGGCACGCCGUGGGAGGGCGGCGAGUUCCGCCUCCGCCUGAACUUUACGGAGGACUACCCCACAAAGCCCCCCAAGUGCGUCUUCACACCAGUGCUCUUCCACCCCAACGUGUACCCAAGCGGCACCGUCUGCCUCUCGAUCCUUAACGAGGAGAAGGACUGGCGCCCGAACAUCACCAUAAAGCAGAUACUGCUGGCCAUCCAGGAGUUGCUGGACCACCCCAACAUCAAGGACCCCGCGCAGGAGGAGCCGUACAAGGUUUACAUGCGCGACAUCAAGGAGUAUGAGGCGCGCGUGCGCGAGGAGGUGCAGAGGCAUCAUUGGAAAGGCUAG